AUGAUACAAUAAGCGAAACCACAGUUCAGAUCUGCAAUUAAAUCAUUUCUAAAAUGCGAUGAAAAUGUUAAUUUGAAUAAGCCUAGCUUAUUUUUUAAUCCAAAGUAUCCUCUAUUUGCUGACACUGUAUUUGCCUUUGGUUCUGUAGAUAUAGACUAUAAUAUCUUUUUAUAAGAUUUAGGAUAUAUGGCAAAUAAAUAUUUAUAUUAUCAAUAGUUUUAAUUAGAAUUAUAAGAUUCAAUUUAUAAUUAAGUAUAAACUAAGUUAGAAUUAAACUAAAUACUUAUCUACAAAAUAUUAAAACCUUAGAGUUAUCAUUAAAUUUUGUAAAAUUUAGUCUACUAAAAAUAAAAAUUAUUUAGUUAAGAACGUAUAAUUAAUGAUAUACAAAUUAUAAAUUAAAAAAAAUUAAAAAAUAAUCAACAAAUAGAUUUGAAUAAAUUAGAUUUCUAAUAGAGAGUUUAGGAUUUUUUGUAAGAAUUUAUAAAAAAUAUUCAAAAGAAUAAUGAUUAAGAUGAAAUAAACUAUUUCAAUAAAACUAAUUUAUUUAUAAGAUAAUAAGACAAUAAUUCAUUAAAUUUUUAAGAAUUUGAUAUCAAAAAAAUUUUACAUGAAUUAGAAGUAGAAGAAUAAAAACCUUAUAAAGCAGUUUUUGAAUAAAUGCAAGAUGAAGAAAAAAAAUUAAUUGAACCAAUAAUUUAAUACCUCUUUUCUUUUUUCAAUGAUUAGAUUAAAAGCUAGAUUCUUAAAAUAAUUUUAUCUGCCUACCUAUUCCCUAAUUGUCACUAAGAAUUGUAUCAAAAGCUAAUAAAUAAUAAUUAAGACUAUUUAAUAUUUAACUUUUUGAUUAAGCUAAAAGGAUAAAGUAGUUUUUUCAAUUUUUUAUAGAAAAUUAAAAAUUUAUGGUAAUAAUGA
This is a messenger RNA of Tetrahymena thermophila SB210, 915 nucleotides long. RefSeq lists its product as hypothetical. The record is from RefSeq and is a predicted model, not a curated record. NCBI's taxonomy places the organism in Eukaryota, Ciliophora, Oligohymenophorea, Hymenostomatida, Tetrahymenidae. The transcript is spliced from 2 exons.